Molecule: messenger RNA, 584 nt
Organism: Physella acuta
Lineage: Eukaryota; Metazoa; Mollusca; Gastropoda; Physidae
Source: RefSeq, a predicted model, not a curated record
AAAAACGCCGCGCACACCACUUGUGGUCAAGGUUGCUGAAACAACUUGAUCGUCUACUCUGAAUACAUUACAACCAGCAUUGGUCAAAGAUGACGUCAACCACAUCAAAAAUAUUCCUGGCGGUUUUGUUGCUGACCUGCGUGUCCCGUGCCCAGGCCCAGUGUGAAGCUUAUGACAACAUAGAUCUUAUUAUCCUCAACGAACCAACUAACAGGCAUUGCUAUUGGAGAUGUAUCGGUGAAUAUAAAUGUUUCUUCUAUCAAUAUCAUGAGGGCGGUACUUGUUACUUAUUUGUAUCGGACGGGGAUGUGGUGAAUUUGGACGAAAAUGUAUAUCACGAUAGCACUAUAGCCUGUAUAUAUAGAAGCAGAUGUGAUGCUUAUAGUGAAGAUUUCAACUUUCCUGUGCAAGCGAACAAUCACAUGGAGUGUUUUAUGACCUGCCUCCAUAAGAAGAGAUGUUGGAGCUAUGUCUACGACCCAUCUGAUGUUUCUUGUCUGCUCCGGACCAAAGGCGGACGUAGCAGUGACAUUGAUUAUACUUAUGGCCAUGACUUUUAUUCACAUGUUGUUUGUAAUUUGUAA